CUCGUCUGAAGAUGAUUUCUAGUUGUUUACUCGUGAUGUUUGUGGCCAGUGUAAGGGCACAGAGCGAUCUGUCAGUAGACUGUAGCAGUGAUGCCGUCGCAGUGAGUUGGAGACCCAGACUGGAUAUAUCAGAGAAACUGGAUCUGUCCAGAGCUCUGCUGGGAAACUGUCCUCCCAGUUUUCUAGGUUCAGAUGAAACUUUGCGCUUUUAUGUUUCACUGCGGGAUUGUGGCUUUCACAAACGGGUUUCUGUGAAGAAUGUGAUGUAUUCCAGUGUGUUGGUCUAUGACCGAGGACCUGGACUCUCCUUCAUCUCACAACCCCUCCGAUGUGUUUACGAUCUACCUCCAGAGCCAGACAUGAUGACUGCGUUCAGCCCUGAAGAUGAGGAGCUGGAUGCAGCAGAGGAAGAGAUGACCUUCUGCAUGGAGCUCAUGAACAGUGAUUUUAGUGGCCCUGCGCCAUCUUUGACUUUUAAACUGGGCUCCAGUAUUCCCAUCAGAGCAGAAGUGGACAGUCACGGAUCUCUGCUGAUGUUUCUGGAGAAAUGUGUGGCCUCCACAGACUCCGACAUCAGCCGUGUCAGUCAGGUGCAUCCCAUCAUUUCGAAUUCGGGGUGUCUGAUGGAAAAUUCCACAUUCCUGCCGAGACGGGUGCCCGCUGAAAUCCGGCUUCACCUCAAGGCCUUCAAGUUUGCUCUUGGAGAGAAAGUGAGGACCGCUGCCGGUGUGGCUUUGAUCUCUAACGUUCAGGUUUUAUUGGUUGACGUCUUUCUCCGUUUGACGCUCUGUAUGCAGAUUUUCCUUCAUUGUGACUUGAUGGCGAGGGACAUCCACAGCAUGAUGGUCAAUGGAAAAGCGUGUCACUUUGUGAAGGAGAGCAACAGAUGGGAACUGCUUGAUGAUCCUUCUCAGAGUUCUGUGUGUUCAUGCUGUGAGACGACCUGCCCGUGGAGGCCAGACAUGACGAGCGGCGUUUCUGCACGCAAGGUUCUCGGGCCCUUAAUAAUUGUGGAGGAUAAAUCUGACAGAUCUCUGGACACUCAGGUUUUUGAGGAAGGUUUGUGCGGUCAAUGGGAUGUCCGUUUCAGUUUAUUGUCAUGGCUUUACACCAUGUUAUUUCUUUUAUGUUCAGGUUUGAGUAAAUCUCCGGUUUGGUUGUUGGUGACAUUGGUCACAUCGCUGCUGCUCACUGUAACAGUUGUGUUGGCCGUGAGUUAUUAUCUGUGUGUCUGGAGAGGAGGACGCAUGGGCUACAGACCCAGAAGAGAUCUACUGACGAAACGCUGAUGCUCAAUUAUUUUACAAUAAAGAUUGUGAAAAAUAUGAGUGUAAA
Messenger RNA from Triplophysa rosa, 1335 nucleotides. RefSeq names its product zona pellucida sperm-binding protein 3-like. The record is from RefSeq and is a predicted model, not a curated record. Gene Ontology annotation, biological process: egg coat formation; positive regulation of acrosome reaction; binding of sperm to zona pellucida. The transcript is spliced from 8 exons. Gene Ontology annotation, molecular function: acrosin binding. Gene Ontology annotation, cellular component: extracellular matrix. Lineage: Eukaryota; Metazoa; Chordata; Actinopteri; Cypriniformes; Nemacheilidae. The coding region runs from base 12 to 1289 and encodes 425 amino acids.